Molecule: messenger RNA, 3761 nt
Organism: Punica granatum (pomegranate)
Lineage: Eukaryota; Viridiplantae; Streptophyta; Magnoliopsida; Myrtales; Lythraceae
Source: RefSeq, a predicted model, not a curated record
CGGGACUGUACGUGCCGACAGCGACCAGAUGUCUCUCAUUGAGCAACCGUUUCUCUUCUCUAUCAAUGCCCAGUCAACACUUCCUGCUGCUCUCUGUUAGAAGUUCAAACUCCCGUCUGUGACGUCCAUGGAGGAGCGUGAGGACGGCUCCGCCCCUCCUUCUGAGCCGAUGAAGGUCACGUUCGGUGGGCCCGCGAAGCAGUGGACAGAUGCCGCACCCAUCGGUAAUGGACGGCUUGGAGCCAUGGUGUGGGGCGGCGUUGCCACCGAACUCCUCCAGCUCAACGAGGACACUCUCUGGACUGGGAUUCCGGGGGACUAUACUGAUCCUAAUGCGCCGGAGGCUUUAGCAGAGGUCCGGAAGCUAGUUGACAAUGGCGAAUUUCCUGAAGCCACCGCAGCAGCAGCUAAGUUGACUGGAAAACUCUCCGAGGUUUACCAGCUUCUUGGUGAUCUCAAACUAGAAUUCGAUGAUCUCCAUCUUAAAUAUGAUGAGGCAACAUAUAGCAGAGAACUGGACUUGGAUACGGCAACAGUGAGGAUAAAAUAUCAUGUGGGUGAUGUAGAAUUUUCAAGGGAGUAUUUCGCUUCUCACCCUGAUCAAGUAAUCGGGACAAAGAUAUCCACGAGCCAAGCGGGCUCUCUUUCAUUUACGGUGUAUUUUGAUAGCAAGUUACACCAUGAUUCAUAUGUAAAUGAUGUGAAUCAAAUUAUAAUGGAGGGCAGCUGUCCUGGCCAGAGAGCCCCUCCAAAAGAGAACAAAGGUCAUGCAGCGCCCGAGGGACUUAAAUUUGUUGCGAUCCUCGAAUUACAUAUCAGUGAAAGGAAUGGCAUAAUAGGCAUUCUGGACGACAAAAAGUUGAAGGUUGAGGGUUGUGAUUGGGCUGUCCUGCUUCUUGUAGCUUCAUCUUCAUUUGACGGGCCGUUCAUGAAGCCUUCAGAUUCUAGAAAGGAUCCUUAUGCAGCUUGUGGCAAUGCAUUGAAGUCGAUAUCAAACUUAUCAUACUCUCAGCUCUAUGCUCGCCAUUUGAGUGACUAUCAAAAUCUUUUCCAACGUGUUUCACUUCAGCUUUUAAAGGGCUCCACUAGUGAUACCGUAACCAUGAAUUCUGAGAAAAAGAAGACCUCUUCUUCAACUAAUGAUCCGCUGUUCAAAGCUAGCAGAGGGAACGAAAUAUUCACCAUAGAUCGGAUAAAAUCUUUUCAGUAUGAUGAAGAUCCUUCUUUGGUGGAGCUCUUGUUCCAAUUUGGACGGUAUUUGCUUAUUUCUUGCUCAAGGCCAGGAACACAGGUGGCAAACCUGCAAGGGAUAUGGAACAAGGAUACCGAGCCUAAAUGGGACUCUGCUCCUCACUUGAACAUCAAUCUUGAGAUGAAUUAUUGGCCUUCCCUUCCUUGCAAUCUUGCCGAAUGCCAGGAGCCUUUGUUCGACUUCAUAUCCUGCCUCUCCAUAAAUGGGUAUAAAACUGCGGUGGUUAAUUAUCAAGCAAAUGGUUGGGUUGUGCAUCAUAAAGCUGACAUCUGGGCUAAAUCAUCGGCCCUUCAGGGUGAUGUUCGAUAUGCCUUAUGGCCAAUGGGCGGUGCGUGGCUUUGUACUCAUUUGUGGGAGUAUUACAAUUAUACACUGGACAAGGAUUUCCUUAAAAAUAAGGCGUAUCCUUUGAUGGAAGGGUGUGCAACGUUUCUGUUAAAUUGGUUGAUAGAAGGCCGAGGAGGAUAUCUUGAAACCAAUCCGUCAACGUCUCCAGAAAAUGCCUUUAUUGCUCCAGAUGGGAGGCCUGCUUGUGUGAGCUACUCAACAACGAUGGACAUGGCGAUAAUAAGAGAGGUCUUCUCUGCAGUUGCUGCUGCUGCUGAGGUACUUGACAUGAGUGACAGUGAUCUUGUGCACCGAGUGCAAGCGGUUCAGAAAAAGCUCUAUCCCACGAAGAUUGCAAGUGAUGGUUCUAUCAUGGAAUGGGCAGAGGAGUUUAAGGAGCAGGAGGUGCAUCACCGUCACCUUUCACAUCUAUAUGGCCUGUUUCCAGGACACACAUUAACUCUCGAAGAAACACCGGAACUUUGUAGAGCUGCUGAGAAGACCCUUUUCAAACGAGGAGUGGAGGGACCGGGGUGGUCGACAACGUGGAAAAUCUUGCUGUGGGCCCGACUCCAGAAUAGCGAAAAUGCAUAUAUGAUGUUAAAGCAUCUGUUCAGAUUGGUGGAUCCUGAGAAUGAGGUUGCUUUCGAGGGAGGACUAUACAGCAACUUGUUUGCCGCACACCCUCCGUUUCAGAUCGAUGCGAACUUCGGUUUUACAGCAGCGGUGGCCGAAAUGCUCGUGCAGAGCACCUGCAAAGACCUCUACCUGCUGCCUGGUCUUCCCCGGGACAAAUGGGGCAGUGGUCGAGCUACGGGACUGAAGGCCCGUGGAGGCGUGACGAUCAGCAUCUUCUGGAAAGAAGGGGACCUCAGCGAAGUCCAUGUUUCGUCAAAGGACGUGAAUUCUCUCGAGAGGUUGCACUAUCGAGGAUAUACGGCGGCUGUGAAGAUCGGCCACGGGAGAGUCUACACAUUUGAUGGAAAACUGAAGCAUUUGAACUCGUGCUCGCUUUGAUAGGCUGAUCUCCGUGAUCGAUAGUUCCAGCCAGAUUAACUCAUUGUUGCCGGAAAGCCUAGUGUUGGGAUACGUACAUGCUUCAGAUAAUGCCAAUUUCGCCGCUCGAUCCAUUUUAUCAAAAUUUAUAAAAGUUAAGAUUACCUAAACAUUGCAUUUACAUAUCCGAUCAAACUCAUUGGCCUUAGCCAUAGGAUCGAAUCCAUGACCUCGUAGCUCUACCAACUCCAUGUUCCCAUCCAGUUAUGGAUUAUAUGCCCAGGGCUUACUUGAACAGCAGGCCUACAUUGGGCCUGGGCUUCCGGACCAUGAUGAGGUCUCCCUACGGAGCGGCCCAUGAUGAGGUAUCCCCAUGGCCCGGCCCAUAAUCAUGGCUAAUGCAUAUUUCAACCUAAAACCCUCGCAGAACCCUCCUCGGCCAUUUGCGUUGCGUUCGUCAGAUUUCUCUCUCCUUCAGCUCUCGACGCCAUCGACAUUCCGACUCGGCGCUCAGAUGGCUUGGCGCUGUGGAUCGCUCUCUCGCUCUCUCAUGUCGACCGCCAGGGCUUCCUCUUCGCCAUUGCGCUCGUCACCGGGCCUCUCCCGCCCGGUCCGGUCGCCGCCUCUCUCUGUCCCGCGCGCGCAGUCCCGCCGGUUCUCUUUCGCAUCCCCGAGAAGCAUGGGCGAACUGGGUUGCACUCAAUCGUUUCUUCCUCUGCAUAGUGUGGUGUCUGCUCCGCGCCUCACAUCGCACCUCACUGUAGCUGCCCGAGCUUGUUGUGAGCUGUCUCAUGGAAAAAAUGGAAAAGAUGGGUGAUGCGCAAGGACGUUCAAUCAUCCAAAGGCACGAUAAUGAUGCUGCAUUAUAGGUACUUGACAGGCUGUUUGGUUGGCACGAUCAAGGUGCAAAACUUGUAUUGGUGAAGUUGUGGAGAGGCAUGCUGUGGGGGGGGACUUCUGGUUCUAUACCGGAGAGUUGAAAUAAGUAUCUCUAGUGCUAGUUCUGAAGACUGCUUUUUCAUAGUUGAACCUCCAUCGUGUUCUCGUUAUCGUAGAUGGGAUUGAGAUGGUUUAGAGAGUACAUGCCAUUGCUGAGACUUGAUCACCUACUUUAGUAUCCUCUGGUGUCAAUUUUAAACCAUUGAGGAACAUCUGUCUAUUUAAUUCAAACCGAAAGUUGCCCUUC